ACCAUGCACGGCCACCGAGCCCCGGGGGGCGCCGGGCCUUCCGAGCCCGAACACCCAACCGCGAACUCCCCCAGCGCCGCGCCACCGGCCUAUGCCGACUCGGACCCUGGAGCCUCGGAGCCUGGACUGCCGGUGCCCAGGGGAUCAGGCUCGGCUCUCGGAAGCCUCUUGGAUCCCCAGUUUGCCGGACCCUCGGACGCCAGUCUGGGCGUCGCUCCAGGCCCCCGGGUCUUGCCCUGCGGCCCCAGUCCACAGCACCACCGGGCCCUGCGCUUCUCCUACCACCUGGAGGGCUCGCAACCCCGGCCUGGGCUGCACCAGGGAAACCGUAUCCUGGUUAAAAGUUUGUCCCUUGACCCUGGCCAGAGCCUUGAGCCUCAUCCAGAAGGUCCCCAGCGACUUCGCUCAGACCCAGGUCCCCCCACUGAAACCCCCAGCCAGCGUCCUUCACCACUGAAGCGGGCACCGGGCCCAAAGCCACAGGUCCCCCCAAAGCCCAGCUACCUGCAGAUGCCCCGGAUGCCCCCACCACCUGAGCCCAUCCCACCCCCGCCAUCACGCCCACUGCCUGCAGACCCCCGAGUAGCCAAGGGCCUGGCCUCCAGGGCAGAGGCCAGCCUCAGUUCUGCAGCAGUAUCCUCAUUGAUUGAGAAAUUUGAAAGAGAGCCUGUGAUUGUCGCCUCGGAUAGGCCAGCCCCUGGCCCCAGCCCAGGUCCCGCAGAGCCAGCCAUGUUGCCACAGCCACCCCUGCAGCCACCAGUGCCCCAGCUCCCCGAGGGUGAGGCCUCCCGCUGCCUGUUCCUGCUGGCUCCCGGGCCCCGGGACGGUGAGAAGGUGCCCAAUCGGGACAGCGGUAUUGACAGCAUCAGCUCACCAUCCAACAGCGAGGAGACCUGCUUCAUCAGUGAUGAUGGGCCCCCCAGCCACAGCCUCUGCCCCGGGCUCCCUGCCCUGGCCAGUGUCCCUGUUGCUUUGGCCGACCCCCACCGACCCAGCUCCCAGGAGGUUGAUAGUGACCUGGAGGAGGAGGAUGACGAGGAGGAGGAUGAGAAGGACAGAGAAAUCCCAGUGCCCCCGAUGGAGAGACAAGAGUCUGUGGAGUUGACUGUGCAGCAGAAGGUGUUCCACAUUGCCAAUGAGCUCCUGCAAACCGAGAAAGCCUAUGUUUCCAGGCUCCACCUCCUGGAUCAGGUGUUCUGCGCCCGGCUGCUGGAAGAAGCUCGGAACCGCAGUUCCUUCCCGGCUGACGUCGUCCAUGGCAUCUUCUCUAACAUCUGCUCCAUCUAUUGCUUCCACCAGCAGUUCCUGCUGCCUGAGCUAGAGAAGCGCAUGGAGGAAUGGGACCGCUACCCACGCAUUGGAGACAUCCUGCAGAAGCUGGCACCCUUCCUCAAGAUGUACGGCGAGUAUGUGAAGAACUUUGACCGGGCCGUGGAGCUGGUCAACACCUGGACAGAGCGCUCUACCCAGUUUAAAGUGAUCAUCCAUGAGGUGCAGAAGGAGGAAGCCUGUGGCAACCUGACCUUGCAGCACCACAUGCUGGAGCCCGUGCAGCGCAUCCCCCGUUAUGAGCUGCUUCUCAAGGACUAUCUGUUAAAGCUGCCCCAUGGCUCCCCGGACAGCAAGGAUGCCCAAAAGUCUCUGGAGCUGAUAGCCACAGCAGCAGAGCACUCUAAUGCUGCCAUCCGCAAAAUGGAGCGAAUGCACAAGCUGCUGAAGGUAUAUGAGCUGCUAGGGGGUGAGGAAGACAUUGUCAGCCCCACUAAAGAGCUCAUAAAAGAAGGCCACAUCCUUAAGCUGUCAGCAAAGAACGGGACCACUCAAGACCGAUACCUCAUACUAUUCAACGACCGCCUCCUUUACUGUGUGCCCAGGCUGCGGCUCCUUGGCCAGAAGUUUAGCGUGCGGGCACGCAUCGAUGUAGAUGGCAUGGAGCUAAAGGAAAGCUCCAACCUCAAUCUGCCUCGGACCUUCCUGGUGUCAGGAAAGCAGCGCUCCCUGGAGCUCCAGGCCAGGACUGAGGAGGAGAAGAAAGACUGGGUCCAGGCCAUCAACUCUACCCUCCUGAAGCAUGAACAGACGCUGGAGACCUUCAAACUGUUGAACUCCACAAACAGGGAAGAUGAAGAUACACCCCCCAACUCUCCGAAUGUGGAUCUUGGGAAGCGGGCACCUACGCCCAUCCGGGAAAAGGAAGUCACCAUGUGCAUGCGCUGCCAGGAGCCCUUCAAUUCCAUCACCAAACGCAGGCACCACUGCAAGGCCUGCGGGCAUGUGGUUUGUGGGAAGUGCUCCGAGUUCCGGGCCCGCCUUGUCUAUGACAACAACCGCUCCAACCGUGUGUGCACUGACUGCUACGUGGCCUUGCAUGGGGUGCCCGGGAGCAGCCCAGCCUGCAGCCAGCAUACACCCCAGCGCCGGAGGUCCAUCCUGGAGAAACAGGCCUCAGUGGCUGCGGAGAACAGCGUCAUCUGCAGCUUCCUGCACUACAUGGAGAAGGGCGGGAAAGGCUGGCACAAGGCAUGGUUUGUGGUCCCUGAGAACGAACCCUUGGUGCUGUACAUCUACGGAGCCCCUCAGGAUGUGAAAGCCCAGCGCAGCCUGCCCCUCAUUGGCUUUGAGGUGGGGCCUCCUGAGGCUGGGGAACGGCCUGACAGACGGCAUGUCUUCAAGAUCACCCAGAGCCACCUGAGCUGGUACUUCAGCCCUGAGACAGAGGAGCUGCAGCGGCGCUGGAUGGCUGUGCUCGGCCGGGCAGGCCGUGGGGACACGUUCUGCCCAGGGCCCACACUGUCUGAGGACAGAGAGAUGGAGGAGGCACCAGUGGCAGCUUCAGGAGCCACGGCGGAACCCUCCGAAGCCCCCCAGACCCGAGACAAGACCUAGAGGGUUUGUGGGUAACUGGGGCCCCCUGCCCCACACUCUAGCUGCCCAUGUCCAAUUGAGGGCCCCAGCCCGCUCUCUCCCAGCUCAGUCAAUACUUGAACUCCCAUCAUGGGCACUUUCAAUCCUGAAUGCUGGGUCUUGGGUUUUUUAAUUCAUCUUUUCACAAAACCUGGGCUUUUAAAAAAAAUAUUCCUACAGUGAUGUUAAUUUUUUUUAAACCCUGUCCUCCAGGGAGGGUGGGAGCUGUUGCUAGACCUGCCUGAAUUAGGCCAUUUCCCCCAACCCCUCAAUACUCUACAGAUCCUGCCUCCACCCAAUUCCCCACAAAGCACCAGAGGCAGGAGAUCUGGAUUCAAGUGCCAGCUCUGCCACUGACCCCAUGGUCCUGGCCCACCCCUGCCCCCUCAACCAGUGUCUUCACAUGUAUGAUGCUACAUGGGGUGGUGACCUCCUGCCUCUCCCACGGCUUACAGCUUCUACCUGGCCCCAGGCUACCCAGUAUUUUAUCGUCCAGACCCAUGGCAGGGCCACCGGGCAGGA
Messenger RNA from Balaenoptera acutorostrata (minke whale), 3426 nucleotides. It is a transcript of the gene FGD1, whose product is annotated as FYVE, RhoGEF and PH domain containing 1. Gene Ontology annotation, molecular function: guanyl-nucleotide exchange factor activity; metal ion binding. Bases 4 to 2886 code for a protein of 960 amino acids. The record is from RefSeq and is a predicted model, not a curated record. Gene Ontology annotation, biological process: cytoskeleton organization; filopodium assembly. NCBI's taxonomy places the organism in Eukaryota, Metazoa, Chordata, Mammalia, Artiodactyla, Balaenopteridae. Gene Ontology annotation, cellular component: cytoplasm. The transcript is spliced from 18 exons.